CAUCGCUGUGCGCCUCCGUUUACUCUGAUAAUUUGCCGCGGUCAGGGUACCGCUGCGUCUGCGGACCGGCGCACCGCGGAGAGCACUGCGAGUGGGGCGCCGCCGGGGCGCUGGAGGUUCCGUACUCGCUUAGCAUUCUGGUGGCUUCAGCUGUCGCCUCAGCAGCUACACUGUUGCUCAUUAUCGUAAGCUGUCUUCUAUGCCUCGUUCUGAAGAAGAAACGGCGAAGGAAAUCUGCGCGUUGUUGCAGUGAGAGCGACGCGCGGGACCGCCGAGCGAACGCCAACAAAAGACGAGCGUCGCCAGCUUCGACCAAAGACGGUCUGGCGUCUCUGUCCGAACUCGCAGAACUAUCGCCAGGGUCUUCUUCUUUGAUUCCUUCUUCCUCCUGUCAUCUGCGAACCAAAGAGGAAUUGUGUUCAGAUGAGCAAACUGCACAAAAAGAGACGUCGGUAUCAAUCAUUGGGAAGUGCCCCCCUCGCAUGUCCGUUGUUGGCAUGGACCUCGUUAAUCUACCUCUCCCAACUGGCGGAACCACCGGCAUGGGAGACCCAGACAUACUUCUCCCUCCACCGCCCCUGCAGUUCAACCCCAGCAGCACAACCUUCGGGUUUGAUGGUGGAGGUCCGAACUCCAGAGCAGAUUACCUUCAAUGACACGAGUGAAGAAUACUUGGUUGAAAACGUUAACAGACCACUUUCAUUGUUAUUAUGAAAUAUUAUAUUUUCAUCGAAUA
Molecule: messenger RNA, 736 nt
Organism: Hyalella azteca
Lineage: Eukaryota; Metazoa; Arthropoda; Malacostraca; Amphipoda; Hyalellidae
Exons: 4
Source: RefSeq, a predicted model, not a curated record